Messenger RNA from Salvelinus namaycush (lake trout), 2117 nucleotides. RefSeq names its product prostaglandin E synthase 2-like. Gene Ontology annotation, molecular function: prostaglandin-E synthase activity. Gene Ontology annotation, cellular component: mitochondrion. Lineage: Eukaryota; Metazoa; Chordata; Actinopteri; Salmoniformes; Salmonidae. The transcript has 7 exons. The coding region runs from base 37 to 1194 and encodes 385 amino acids. The record is from RefSeq and is a predicted model, not a curated record.
AACGCACAGAAUUGUGGGAAUUUAUGUGAAAUUAAGAUGGCAGCCGCCUGUGCGAGAACUCUCGGUAAGGUCGGCUGGCACAUUUUGGAGUCUCCACCAUGUCGUGCUGGGAAAAUUGCCUCCCUGAUUCCAAGGAUCCCGCUACAUGGAUCGAGCAGGGCCUACAGAACAGGUGGUGCAGGAUUCCGUUCAAAACUGUUCAGCACACCUCUGCGCGGUGGCAGGGUCCUGGGGUGUGCGUUCCUGUUUGGAGGGGGGCUUGGCUUGUAUCAAACAAUAAAGCUCUCCGUCCAACAUCACCUUGCUGAAGAAGAUGUCAAGCCUUCUGUUGGUGGCCUGAAGUUGACCCUGUAUCAGUACAAGACCUGCCCGUUCUGCAGUAAAGUGCGAGCUUUCCUAGACUACCAUGGGCUUCCAUAUGAGAUUGUGGAGGUCAACCCCGUCAUGAGGAAGGAAAUCAAGUGGUCAACUUACAGAAAAGUGCCAAUUGUGAUGGUGAAUGAUGAUGUGCAACUGAAUGACUCCUCAUUAAUAAUCAGUGCCUUGAAGACACAGUUGAUGAGCAAGGAUAAAACCAUCUCAGAAAUUCUGCGCUGUUACCCAGAGAUGAAGGCCGUCAAUGAGAAGGGGAAAGAGGUGAUCGAGUUCAACAACAAGUACUGGGUGAUGGUGAAUGAAGCUGAAGGUCAGACGAUGUACCCCGAGAAAGAUUCCAGAAAGGAGGAGAUCAAAUGGCGUAAGUGGGCAGAUGAUUGGCUGGUGCACCUGAUCUCACCCAAUGUUUACCGGACCACCGGAGAGGCCCUGGCCUCUUUUGACUAUAUCGUCCGUGAGGGCAAGUUUGGCACUUAUGAGGGAUUCUUUGCAAAGUAUGUUGGAGCAGCUGCCAUGUUUGUCAUCUCAAAAAGACUGAAAAGUAGACACAACCUGCAGGAUGACGUGAGACAGGAUCUGUACAAGGCAGUCAAUGAGUGGGUGGUGGCCAUUGGCAAGAAGAGGAAGUUCAUGGGUGGAGACCAGCCCAAUCUGGCUGACCUGGCAGUGUAUGGGAUCCUGAGAGUGAUGGAGGGUCUUGAGGCCUGGGAUGACAUGAUGGAGAACACCAAGGUGAAGAGCUGGUACAGACGAAUGGAGAAAGCUACAGAAAGCCACAAGGGCCAAACUGACCCUGCUCCAAAUAUUGACCAGCACUAGGAGAUCUGGUUCAAUAGCACUUCCAGCCCUCACUUAAUCAGGAGAUGUGAAGAGUGAUUGCAUUAAGGAGAGAUGGGUGAAGAAAAUGCUAUACAUUUGUCCUAAGGAUCUUGUCCUCCUGAUGCAAUUCACAGAAAUUGACUUCUCUAGCUAAUAUGGAUUAGGCUAAAGGCCAACCUCUUGAUUUAUUUCCUGUGAAAAUGCACCCAAAUGAUGUUAAUUUGCUUGAAUAAACUGGUAGCAGCAAGCCGUUUAGUUGUAGAUCCUUGAUUACUGUGGCAUUCUGUCUACCUGGUGUCCCACAGUGUCAAGGCUGCAGUGACAUGUGCACUGAGUAUACUAAACAUUAAGAACACCUGCUCUUUCCAUGAGUCUGACAAGGUGAAAGCUAGGAACCUUAUUGUCACUUGGUAAAUCCACUUCAGUGGGGAGGAGACAGGUUAAAUCAUUUUUAAGGCAUGGAUUGUGUAUGUGUGCCAUUCAGAGGGUGAAUGGGAAAGACAAAAUAUUUAAGUGCCUUUGAAUGGUAGAAGGUGCCGGGCGUACCGGUUUGUGUCAAGAACUGCAACACUGUUGGGUUUUUCACGCUCAACAGUUUCCUGUGUAUAUCAAGAAUGGUACUUGACACAACUGCGGUAAUCAUUGGAGUUGACAUGGGCCAGCAUCCCUGUGGAACUCUUGACACUUUGUAUAGUCCAUGCCCCAGCGAAUUGAGGCCAUUUUGAGGGCUAAAGGGGAGACGACAUUAGGUGUUUCUAAUGUUUUGUAUACUCAGUGUAUAUAACAUAAGUAAAACCAAAUGAGCAGCUUUAAAUUUACAUUGCAUCUGUGUAAACAUUGUCAAAUACCUCCUACAAGCAGUCUUAGCAUUUUGGAUUACAUUUCCCCCCCCCCCAUUCCAAUUUACUUGAAGGUUAAAAUGA